UAUGUAAAAUAAUUGCCAGAGUUACUAUGUUCAUUAGCUCAUUGAGUCCAGAUGUUAUAAAAUGGCCUACUCAACAGCAAAACCUAGAAUCAAGCGAAUUUUUCAACCGUACAUGCUACUUUUCUAAGGCAAUAGGUUGCAUUGAUGGAACCCACAUCCAAAUUGACCCACCAAAGAGAUCAAAGGACGAUUACAUAAAUAGGAAGGGAAUUACGUUUAUAAACAUUUUCGUGGGAUAUCCUGGUUCUAGUCACGACAGUUGGGUUUUACAAAACUCCACUAUUUAUGAUAAGUUGCCGUCGUAUUGUGGAGAUUACUACCUUUUGGGUGAUUCUGCAUAUCCCUGCAAGAAAUAUUUAGUAACGCCCUACAGAGAUAAUGGGCAUUUAACAAAUGCCCAAAAAUACUUUAAUUUAAAUCUGAGCUCUGGACGUAUCGCUAUAGAACACUCGUUUGGCAUGUUGAAACAAAGAUUCCGUCAGAUAUAUUAUUGUAAGCUCAGAGGAAUGGAAAAACUUUGCCACUUCAUUCGAGCCUGUUGCGUUUUGCACAAUAUAGCUAACGAAGAUGAUUUGGAUUUUAUUUGCGACACAUCUCCAGAUGUUACUGAUGACUUCACCGCUCAUGGCGACAUUUCAAGGGGGAAUCAUGUGCGAGAUCCUAUAUGCCAAGAGAUAGAACUUCGUCGUAAUACAUAG
Rhagoletis zephyria (snowberry fruit fly) is the source of this 698-nucleotide messenger RNA. RefSeq names its product putative nuclease HARBI1. The record is from RefSeq and is a predicted model, not a curated record. NCBI's taxonomy places the organism in Eukaryota, Metazoa, Arthropoda, Insecta, Diptera, Tephritidae.